UUUCGGGCGCGUCACACGACCGGGAAGCGAAACGGCGGCGUCCAGAAAGCCUCCCACAAAAUAAUUUUUUCAUGGAACGAGAGAGGAAGUGGCCGCAGCGCCGCGUGUUUUGCGUCAAGCGUCUUUCCAUCGCGUCAAAAGUCCUUUCAUGUCUGGACAAAAUGUAAUCAGCUCCUCUGUUGACGCUGAAGCCCACCCCCGCUCCUCCCGCCCCCUCGGCUUGUACGCGAGCGGAGACGAGCUCAUUCCGGAUCGAGCGCUGGCCGGCGUCACCACGGCGAUGAAGAAGUUGGCCUCGCGGGUCCCGGCCAAGUCGGGCGUGGCCUUCGUGCACGCCAAACCUCCCAGGCAGCGCAUCGGAGCCGCGCAAAGUUUUUUGGUCCUGUCCGCGUUCGCGGUGGCCAUGCUGGCGCCGGCGGCGUGGAUCGUCCGCCAUCUUCCCGAAUAUCGCCGCAGAAGCCGCCGGAAGCCCUCCGGCUGAAGGACGCGUCAGGCCGCCGCCUUUCCUUCUUUUCGCGUCGACUUGACAAUAAACGCAAAGGAACUUCUUUUGCGAAAUAAACCGCAAACACAAAAACGCCGUUUGUAUAUUUUGGAAAGAUCAAAAAGAACAUGGGGUUCUCCAAACAGGAAGUUUGUAUUUGAGCAGGAAUGUGUUUAUUGUGACGAUGUCACUUCCUGUGAAGAGAACUCCCACAGAGACGACGGGGAGGGCAACCUUGAAAUGAGCAAAAGUCUUGUCGUGUUCAAGCCUCUCCAAACAAAACAUUUGUAAAUGUAGAAAAGCACCCGUGAGACGCUUUUGUCAGACUUUCUCCUUCAAUUGUCGCGCACGGACCUCGGCCACCCGGGGGCAGCGUAAGACACGCGAGCCCUCUCGGGCUUGUCGGUUCAGCAGUAGUAUUCCAGGUAAGUGCCCAGAAAAGAGAAUAUUGAGGGGAAAGUCCAUUUCUUUCCAUAAUUCAUGCAUGUUAUGUGAGAUCACACAGUGAACUAGUUCAAGCCUUUGAUUGUGGCAGCUUCCUUUUUGUCAGCCUCCUUUUCGAGGUAGCGAUGAAAAAAGGUUUGCACUCGCAAGUCGAAGCAUGAAAAAUGCGCUGGCG
Messenger RNA from Syngnathoides biaculeatus (alligator pipefish), 1103 nucleotides. Its product is annotated as cytochrome c oxidase subunit 8A, mitochondrial-like. The transcript is spliced from 2 exons. Gene Ontology annotation, cellular component: mitochondrion. Gene Ontology annotation, biological process: mitochondrial electron transport, cytochrome c to oxygen. NCBI's taxonomy places the organism in Eukaryota, Metazoa, Chordata, Actinopteri, Syngnathiformes, Syngnathidae. Bases 149 to 481 code for a protein of 110 amino acids. The record is from RefSeq and is a predicted model, not a curated record.